Messenger RNA from Sarcophilus harrisii (Tasmanian devil), 2815 nucleotides. RefSeq names its product isochorismatase domain containing 1 (gene ISOC1). The transcript has 5 exons. Bases 129 to 1040 code for a protein of 303 amino acids. NCBI's taxonomy places the organism in Eukaryota, Metazoa, Chordata, Mammalia, Dasyuromorphia, Dasyuridae. Gene Ontology annotation, cellular component: cytoplasm. The record is from RefSeq and is a predicted model, not a curated record.
GGACUGGGGCCCCCUCCUGGUGGCGAGAAAGCGAAAGGAAAAGGAGGAGCCGCAGGUCGGUGGAACUCCCUCCGCCAGAGGAAGCUAGCGAGAGCGUGCUCCGCUGUGCCCUGGCGCUGCCCGGGAACAUGGCGGCGGCGGAGGCCGCUUCUCUGGCGCACUCGCACGCCGGCGGCGGCGGCGGCGGGGCCGCGGGGCCGCUGUCUGCGGGGGGCGCCGUGCCGGUGCUUUUCUGCUUCUCGGUCUUUGCCCGGCCCUCCACCGUGCCGCACGGCGCGGGCCACGAACUGCUCAUCCAGAAGUUCCUCAGCCUCUACGGAGACCAGAUAGACAUGCACCGCAAAUUCGUGGUGCAGCUGUUUGCGGAGGAGUGGGGUCAGUAUGUGGACCUGCCCAAAGGCUUCCUGGUGAGCGAGCGCUGCAAAGUCCGCCUGGUUCCCUUGCAGAUCCAGCUCACCACACUGGGAAAUCUUACACCUUCAAGCACUGUAUUUUUUUGCUGUGAUAUGCAAGAAAGAUUCAGACCAGCUAUCAAGUAUUUUGGUGAUAUCAUUAGUGUAGGACAAAGAUUGUUGCAAGGAGCACGGAUUUUAGGAAUUCCAGUUAUUGUAACAGAACAAUACCCCAAAGGUCUUGGUAGUACUGUACAAGAACUUGAUUUAACAGGUGUUAAACUUGUACUUCCGAAGACUAAAUUUUCAAUGGUAAUACCAGAAGUAGAAGCAGCAUUAGCAGAAAUUCCUGGAGUCCGUAGUGUUGUCUUGUUUGGAGUAGAAACUCACGUCUGCAUUCAGCAAACAGCUCUGGAAUUGGUUGGCCGAGGUGUUGAAGUUCAUAUUGUAGCUGAUGCUACUUCAUCAAGAAGCAUGAUGGACAGGAUGUUUGCUCUUGAGCGUCUUGCUCGUACUGGAAUAAUAGUUACUACAAGUGAGGCGGUGCUGUUACAGUUGGUAGCUGACAAAGACCACCCAAAAUUCAAGGAAAUACAGAACCUAAUUAAAGCAAGUGCACCAGAAUCUGGUCUACUUUCCAAAGUUUAGGAUUCAAGGAUUGGUUGUUAAUCUACCUAUAUAAGAACAAAAUCAUAAACAUAGAUUUGCUGUCUUCUUACAUGUAUACAAUUGAAAUGUUAAAAAUUGACUACUUUUUUGCUUACCUUCACAAAACUGAUUUGAUUAGUCUAUUUGGGGACCAAAAUUUGGUCACAAAAUUAAAGCUUUUCAGUGUUUAUUGUUUAUUUUCUACAUUUCAUCAUUAUUCUUUCAUUUUUGAAACAUUGCAUUUGAACCUGUUUGUUGUAAUGGCUCUUAAAAAUUCAUACUUCUGUAAAAUUUCUCAAUAAGACACUUUGUUAAUAAUAAAAAGUACUUGUGAGUGGUUUCACUUUUGGCAUUAACAUAAAAUUUAUAAAUAAAUGUCAUAUGGAUUCCAUGCUUUCUCAUAAUGUAAAUUGAUUAAAUGAAAAUUAUUUUAAAAGAAUUUCAAAAACAUUCUGAAUUUUUUUUUCAAUUAAAAGAAUAUUUUAUUUAUUCUCAAGUCAUGAUAUAUUACUUUGGGCAGCAGAAGCUGGCUCUUCUUUAUUAUACUCAUCACUGCCUUGCUAUCUUUGAGCAGAGAAUUAUCAAACAUCAUUACUUUUCUCUCUGUGAUCUUUAUUGUUUUUUCUCUCACUGGGUAGCUUCUGUGACUCUACAUUAUCUUUUCCUAGAGGAUAAGCAACUUCUCAUUCAUCAGGACAUCUAAAUCCCUCAUCAACAUGAAGAGUCUCAGUUGUAUGUGCGUGUGUUUUUUAAAACUCCUUUCAUAUAUAUGGUUGUUCUUGUUCCUCUACUUUACAACUUCUUAACAAGGGUUAAUUUUUCCUUUUACAACUUUUUUCCCCAUUGAAGCUCCAUUUCUAUUUUCCAAGAAAUAUUUUAUUGUCCCUGAUAACUGGAAACAUGGAGAGGGAAAAAUUUUUUUUUGGACUUUAUAAUGAUUAAUGAGGCAAAACUCAGAACAAAGAGAAUUUAAGCAACAUGUUGAUGACAGGCUGAUCAUUGGAGAUCAUCUAUGGUUUCAAACUUUUAUUGGUUAGGUCAAAUGUCAGAAAUGAUGGACCCCUGCGAGAUGCAGGGGAGUAAGUACCUGACAGUUUUCAGGUAGAUGCAGCAAAAAGCUGCAGACUUGAUGUCAUCUUCUCCAAACAGAGUCUCUACUCCAAUACUGAUUAACAGGUAGAUCUGGGAACAUUGAGUCACUGAAUCAACAUAACUUUCAAUGAUAAUAAUUUGUUAAGGGGGAUAAGAAUAAGGGAAUGGAGUGUUUCCCAAUUUAUUUGAGGUUGGUUCUUAAGAACCUCCAUAAGGUUCUAUGGUGCUAUGUCUAUGAGAUUUGGUCCCAGAUGGACACUUUCCCAUGAAAAACUGAAUGAAGUGCCAUUAUUAAGCCCUUGUUCAGUCAUUUCAGUCACAUCCAACUAUUUGUGACCAUUUGGAUGGAGUAAAGAUGCUGGAGUGGUUUGCCAUUUCCUUCUCUGGCUCAUUUAAUAGAUGAGAAAACUGAAGCAGACAGGGUUAAGUGACUUGUCCAGGAUCAUAAAUGUAAAUGUCAGAGGCCCAAUUUGAAAUCAGGAAGAGGAGCCUUCCUGACUUUGAUUUAAAAACAGUCAAGAAGGAAGGAGGGAGAAAGAGCAUUCCAGAGAUGGGAUGACUUAGUCAUGAAACAUCAAGGAGGUGUGUAUCACAGACUGAAGAGUAUAUGUUGGAAAUCUGAAUACAAGCUCAAUCAGAAAAAGUUUGUCCUUUAAAAAAAAAAAAACUUGUAUUUUAAAGAA